Molecule: messenger RNA, 7831 nt
Organism: Fundulus heteroclitus (mummichog)
Lineage: Eukaryota; Metazoa; Chordata; Actinopteri; Cyprinodontiformes; Fundulidae
Gene: adamts12
Product: ADAM metallopeptidase with thrombospondin type 1 motif, 12
Exons: 24
Coding region: 1-4782 (1593 amino acids)
Biological process (GO): extracellular matrix organization; proteolysis
Cellular component (GO): extracellular matrix
Molecular function (GO): metalloendopeptidase activity
Source: RefSeq, a predicted model, not a curated record
AUGCGAUGUUCGCUGGAGCGCUCGGUCCUCUUUCAGCUGCACUUUGUUUUCGUGCUGGCAGCGGGCCACGACGAGCUGUCUGGCGGACUCCUCUCCCUCUCCAAGAAGCAAGGGGGCUUCUCCCAGCCAGGCUCAGGUCCGUCCAUCGUGCACCCCGUGAGGAUCAGCGCUGAUGGCCAGUUUCUCUCCCACUCCUUGUCUCACCAUUUCAAGACCGGGAGAGCCAGGCGCGAUCUGCGGCCCCUGGCUCCGGAGGGACCGGUCUACUACAAGCUCAGCUACAACGGUCGAACUUUAAUGUUCAAUUUGACCAAAAACAACCACCUGCUGUCAACUGAAUACAUCCUGGAGAGGAGGAAUGGCAGCGCCAGCAGGACUGAGCGUGGCUUGUCUGAGGGGAACUCCUGCCACCUUCUGGGCACUGUAGAAGCCCCUGAUGUCAGAGGAACUGCUGCCAUCAGCACCUGCAAAGGACUGAGAGGAUUCUUUUCCCUGCCAGAGGGGCAUUUUUUCAUAGAACCUGCUCAGAAAUUGCCCAGUGAUCCUGCAGGGACUCCAGAGCCACACAUUGUCUCUCCAAGACCCACUGAGGAGAGAAGAAAACGUAGCCUGGAGGUUAAACAGACUCCUAGCUCCUGUGGAGUUCAAGAUGCUCCAAGUGACUCUCUCCAGGUGGAGAAAGAGAGGGAGGAAUGGGAGAGGGAGCAGCGGAGGGGGGAGGCCCGGGCCCAGUCGCGUUCGCAGCGCUCGGUUAGCCGCGAGAGAUGGGUGGAGACCAUGGUGGUGGCUGACUCCAAACUCAUCGAGUACCACGGCGGCGACAACGUUGAGUCUUACAUCUUCACCAUCAUGAACAUGGUUGCAGGAAUCUUUCAUGAUGCUAGUAUUGGAAACGCCAUCCACGUCAUCUUGGUGCGCCUCAUUCUGCUACAAGGAGAAGAGAAAGGACUGAAAAUCGUUCACCAUGCAGACACUACUCUGUCCAGUUUCUGUGCGUGGCAGAAAAACCUAAAUCCACAGAGUGACACGCACCCAGCUCACCAUGAUCUGGCUGUUCUGAUCACAAGGAAAGACAUCUGUGCAGGAAUGAACCAGCCCUGUGAGACUCUGGGCCUUUCUCAUCUGUCUGGGAUGUGUCAGCCCCACCGGAGCUGCAACAUCAACGAGGAUUCAGGACUGCCUGUCGCCUUUACUGUCGCUCAUGAGAUGGGCCACAGUUUCGGGAUUCAUCACGACGGCCAAGGGAAUGACUGUGAGGUGGGGGGGAAACAUCCGUUCAUCAUGUCGAGACAACUGAUGUAUGACAGUUCACCUCUUACCUGGUCCUCCUGCUCCAAAGAUUACAUCACACGCUUCCUUGACCGUGGAUGGGGUUUCUGUUUGGACGACCGUCCUUCUAAGAGGGAUCUGACCACCCCUCUGGCUCGUCUUGGCAUCCGCUACACCACACAUCAUCAGUGCCAGCUCCAAUACGGUCCAAAUGCAACUAUCUGUCCUGAGGUGGAUAACGUUUGCCAAAUUCUUUGGUGUUCAGUGAAUGAUAGCUGUCGAUCCAAACUGGAUGCACCUAUAGACGGCACCCGGUGUGGACCAGACAAGUGGUGUAUUUCUGGAGAGUGCGUAAUUGUGGGUAAGCUCCCAGAGACGGUGAACGGAGGCUGGGGACCGUGGGAGAAAUGGUCCCACUGCUCCAGGACCUGUGGAACCGGAGUUCAGGCCGCAGAGAGGGAAUGCAACAAUCCCAAACCAGAAUUUGGAGGAAAGUAUUGCACCGGAGAGAGGAAGCGCUAUCGGACCUGCAACACCAAACCUUGUCAGAACGAGAAGCCGUCCUUCAGAGAGAUGCUGUGCAGUGAGUUUGACACAGUGCCGUAUCACAACGAGCUCUACCAGUGGAUCCCGGUUCUGAACCCGUUAAAUCCCUGCGAACUUCACUGCCGACCUGUUAGUGAGCAUUUUUCGGAGAAGAUGCUCGACUCGGUGACCGAUGGGACCCCGUGCUUCAUGAACAACAAGUCCAGAAACAUCUGUGUUAACGGAGUGUGCAAGGAGGUCGGCUGCGACUUUGGGAUCGACUCGAACGCAGAGGAGGAUCGUUGCGGAGUCUGUCUGGGCGACGGCACAAGCUGUGAGACGGUUUAUAAGACAUAUGCUGAGCAGAAAAGUUUUGGGUACGUGGACGUGGGGGUGAUACCCGAGGGCGCCCGGGACAUUCUGGUGAGGGAGGCCGAGGAGGCAAGUAACUUCCUGGCCCUGAGAAGUGUGGGGUCGGACGAGUACUUCCUCAACGGCAACUUCAUCAUCCAGUGGAACGGCGAGUACGAGGCGGGCGGCACGACGUUCUACUACGAGCGCAGCGGAAACAUGGAGAACCUCACGGCGCCCGGACCCACCAAGCAGCCAGUCAUGCUCCAGUUGCUCUUCCAGGAGAACAACCCAGGUAUAAAGCUGGAAUACACCAUCAAGAAGACGAAAGUUACUGAAAAUGAGGUCCCUGAACCUGUUUACAGCUGGAGACACGGAGCCUGGACCGACUGCAGCACCACCUGUGGCCUAGGAGAGCAGCACCAGCCGGUACUGUGUUUUGAGACCGAUGUGGGCGUUGUGGACGAGUCUCUGUGCGGCCCCGACAGCCGUCCAGAGGACCGACACCGAAAGUGUAAGAAUAUGGAAUGCCCUGCUAGGUGGUGGGUUGGUGGUUGGCAGCAGUGUACAGAAACCUGUGGAUCAGGAGGAUUAAGGAAAAGAACCGUUCUUUGUGUACGCACUGUUUCAGGGGAGGAGAGGGUACUCCACCCUCUGGAAUGCAAGCAUCUGCUUAAACCAAAACCUGUGGUGCCAUGCAACAGAGAUGUUGCAUGUGGGCAGGAAUGGGCUGUUGGCAACUGGGAGGAGUGCCCUUUCACAUGUGGAGGAGGCGUUCGCUCACGCACGGUGACGUGCACGUUGGCACCAAGUAAGACCUGUGACCCCUCGACCAAACCCAGGUCCAAAUCACUGUGCGCUUUGCAGAGCUGCCCAAACUCAAGUCUUCACAGACGGCCCGGACUUCCCCCUGUAUACCGUCGCAUUUACCCAAAUAAAACUCACCCUACCAAACAUCCUGGCUUACCAUCAUUAGCACCCCUAAGCUCCACAGCUGCGCCUACAACAACCACCAAAAAAACUACAACUGGUACCACAGAAUCCACUUUAAGUCCUGAACCUACAGCUACUGAAAUUAUAGACCCAGAAGAUCAUGAGUUUAGUGGUCUGGGGAGAAAAAACAACUAUACAAAGAGGAAGGUUUAUCCUAAUAAAUCACGUUCAGCCAAUAAAGAAAUGAAAACAAGCGUUCGAGAGGAGGAAAAUGCAGACGUAGAGGAGGGAAGUACUGAGGACGGGGUGCUGUACUCCCCAGGAUAUGAUUAUAUUGUGGUGGACAAGACGAAAGAAGAAGAGAAGAUUAUUGACCUGGAUGUUUUCGCCACGGUGACGUCUCUAACAAGUCCUCUUCAGACAACCACACCAAAACCACAAGCACGUCCACUUACCAAGCAUAUAACUAGAGUGCCACCCACAACUGCUUCGCCAUUCGCUCUUACCAGUCCUGACACAUGUGCAAGUACAACCCACCACUUACCCAACAUCGACACCACCUCAAAUGUAAAACCAUACCGCCCAUGGACACAGCGGGUUCCUCUAACAACUCCCCUGUACAAGUAUGGCUCAGUCCUAUCAAAAACUGGCUUCAAAACAAAGCAACCUCCCGCAACAACUAUGAGAAAAUCAGCCAUCACGGCAGCUCCACCUCAAGUGCCAUUUAUUGACGUGAAGAAGCCCUCCCCAACAACCAAGAAAAACACUUCCACUUCUCGCACUAAAAAACCUUCCUCCAGAUCCAAAGGAAGUCACUUCAACGGCCAAAAGCAGCAACCACGAAGUCCACAGAGCAGUUCCACCAGUGACCAAAGCAACCUGAUGGCCAGAGAACCUGUUAGCAUGGAUGUAUAUUGGGUUGUUGGAAACUGGAGCGAGUGUUCGACAACUUGUGGGAUUGGAGCUGUGUGGAGAACAGUGGUGUGCAGUUCAGAGAAUGAGGCCGACUGCGCUGCUAACAUGAAGAGACCGGAGCCUGCAAGAACAUGUCACCUGCAGCCGUGCGCUACCUGGCAAACCGGCAGCUGGAGCAAGUGUCCAGAAAACUGUGGGUUGGUGAGAAGGAGGUACCGUGAUGUCCAGUGUGUUGAUUCUCAGAGCAAACGUGCCCUCAGACCUUUCCACUGCCAGACUGUGUCCAGCAGACCCCCAAGCGCCCUGGUUUGCCCCCACAAGCCCUGUAUGAACUGGACCGUGACACCCUGGGGCCUGUGCUCUAGCAGCUGUGGUGAAGGCAUCAGGGAGCGACUGGUGUUCUGCCCCGAGCCUCAUCGCUGCAGCACCGCUUUCAGGCCCAACAACACACAGCCGUGCCGUUUAAAGCCUUGCAUGCGCUGGAAAGCUGAGGACUGGGGGGAGUGCUCCGUGAGCUGCGGUGAGGGUCAACAGCAUCGUUCAGUCAGCUGUGUGAGCGAGCAGGAUUCGGCCGUGGUGCCAAACCGCUUCUGUGAGAAGAUUUCUGCACCAGAAACUCUCAGGAAAUGCAACAUGCAGGAAUGCAAGAAAUCCACAGUUUGCAGAAAAAACACCAUGUCCUCCCGCUUCUGUGACAAGCUGAAGCUAUUGGGUCGUUGUACGCUCAGGUCGGUGCAAAGACAGUGUUGCUUCACCUGCAGGGCGCUGCCAAGACUGGACGCUUCCUGACCGGAAACCCUACCUACCUUCUGUUCGUGAAGUCCUGGUACGAAGCAACAUCCAUCUACAGACUGACAAACCAAAGUGAUAACGGCAACCUCAGCAAGCCAAAGUUAAUCAUCAAAAACAGGAGUGUGUCUGUGGUCAACCGCGUUUCUUUUUUUCAAUAUUUGUUUUUUCUUUCAUGUGUUUGGUACAUUUUAACAUACUUUAGGAAAAUGUUGGAUAAAAAACUAGAUCAUUUAAAAGGCCAAACAGCUUAUAAUACCUAAUAAAAAUAUCUGAGCAUAAGAGCUUAAAUAACGCAGCAAAGAGUAAAACGAUAUUAUGCACAGGCAUGGGCCGGUAUGAGAGUCUCACAAUGCAAACACAGCUAUUCCAUUGUAUUUUCACAGAAAUGUGAGACAAAAUGUAGAACAUGAUUUCAAUUCUUUCAUUUUAAAGUAGAAAACAAGGUGAUAUGAGCUGGUUAAUUAGUCUUUCUGCUCAGGUUUACAGCUUGCAGUCAUCUUCUUAACAGAUAUGCUCCUCAUGGCUGGCCAGCUGUAGUUUUAAAGGGGACAUAUGGAAAAUCCAUUUUUUUAGCCCUUAAAUACAUUUUGUUGUGUACUUGGAGUCUCCAGGAAUGCAUAAAAUUUGAAUGCAGUCUGUCCAAGUUCCACGUAGAUAUCUUCAUAUUCUGUCUGGGUCAUAUUUUUCAAGCCGUCCAUUUUAACCAUUAAGUCACAGUAUUUGCUGCGGAGCUGCUAAACAAGGUCAUGGACGUCCAGCUCACCAACUUCGCGAACCCACCAUUUUAAUUUCGCUGAGUGAUUUUGUUGUCCAAGAUGAAAGAUACCAAAGCUACUACUGUCCCCCAGCACACUACAAAAAUGGCCGAACGGGGUGGAGUGAAAUGUUCUGUGACCUGGAGGGGGGCGGGGCCUCAUUUAGAUUUAAAGAGACCACACAACAACGAGUUACUCUCAGAAGCACCUCAGAACACGGAGAAAAAGAGGAAAUGUGGGGGUAAAUUAACGACGAAUUUAGAGCAGCUCCACUUUAUAUAGACCACAACUGAAUGAAAAGCAUGAUACGUCCCCUUUAAAACAGCAUAACUUAAUUAAAGCAACCCUGUUCACUUCUGGAAAGAGUGCAGAGAGAUGCCCACAUUGAUGGUAGAAGCAUACAGUUAUCAAACAAUUAAGCCUUUUACACAAUCAAAGCUGUAUCAGUGGUAAUCAUUUUAAUGACAGGUAUUUUGCAGGAUAGUAGCUUAGCAUGGUUGGUAGGUACGUUACAUCCCAUUGCUCAUUUGCUUUAAGCGUGAUGGGUGGUUCUCCUUUGGGAUCUUGGCAUACCUCUGCGUACGCGAGCCGCUUCAACCAGGCACGAGCUCCUAUUCAUACUAUUUUUAGCUAAGUUGAACGAGCUUCUUUUACUAAGUUUUCACAAAAGACUCUUUGGGGCGAUGUUACCCUCGUUUGUACGCUGCCUACUCAGAAGAGGAGAAGAAAAAAAGAAUAGAAAAGAAAGAGGGCGCCAUCUUCUGAUGAAAAUGAUCUCACUUUGCGGUCGAGCGGACAGUAGGGAGGACUAGUUGGAGUGAGUUAGGGCCUCGUUUCCACGCUAUGUAUGCGGUUUUGACAACAAAAUAAAUUUCCUGUUUAAAUGUAUCUUUUGUUCUUUUCGUAAACGUGUGCAGCCAGCUGGGCAGCGGUGUGCAGAAACAGUUACAUUACUUUGUGCUCCACGCAGCCACAAAAACCGUGGUCACUCUAGCACUUUCUCCGGCCUUUCAUUAAAAGCACUCUAAACCGCAGGAACAGCAUUUGGAGUAUUAGAAACAGUAACCUCAGAAUGCCUUUAUAGGCAGCUGGCCCAUGCCUCAUUAUGUGCCAGAACGGGUAAUUCUGGGUUAAAGGUGCUUUUACAGCUUAAUAAAGGUGCUUUUAAAAUCAAGCUGCAGAUGAGUCACAGCUCAUACAUGUUUUUCAAAAUGUACUGGUAAAAGCAGAAUGUACAUUAAAAUGUUCUGUCUUUUAAAACAUUAUUUGGAGGAAAAACUUUAGUAUUUUGUUAAAACUUAGUUUUGUUUCUUAUUGAAUUGCGUGUGUUUUUUUUUUUCUCAGAGCCAGCACUGUGUGUUUAUUUACAACUUGAUAUAGGUCUUUUUUUUCAUAUUAUCAAAAAUGAACAAAUCUGCAGUCAGACUUGUUCUCCUUUAAAAAUAAGGCAGAGGUGUUGCAGGUCAUCCCUCUCAGGUCACUCUAAAGAUGGUCCUUGUGUUUGUGUGAAAUAUUGUACUAUACCAACUUGUGCAUCUUCAGUUGCUUUCCUUGUCUCCAAAUUGUGAGUGCAGGAGGCUUGGACAAACGUAAGAGAACGGAGUGGAGGUGACUCAUAUUCAAUGAAAUGUCUUGCUUUGGUGGGUCACAGGGAGGAAGAAGGUGACAAAUGAGGAGAUUAGACAAUCUUGUCGCCAUUCACAAGGAAUGCCAUCUUCACUGAUACGCUACAUUGCCGAAAGCAUUCGCUCAUCUGCCUUCCCAGCAAUAUAAACCUGAGUGACAUCCCAUCCGCCGGGUUCAAAAUGGUCUCAGCUACAACAGCUUAAACAGGAGUGUGCUUCCGGCAAUCUUUGACCAUUCCUGAGAAGUGCAAUUGUGAGGCGAGGCACUGAUGUAACCAGAUGUAACUGGCCUGCACAUUGUACACUUUAAUGUGUUCUGGCUGUUUAAAGUCAGUAUGUGCAGACCAGUCGUAUUCCUCCACACCAAAUUUGCUCAUCCAUGUCUUUAUGGACCUAGGUUCAUGUUGGAACAGGAGGUCCCCAUUCUCUAACUGUUCCCACAAAGCUUGGAGCUUUGGCUAAAAAUGCCUUGGUGUGUUGAACUAUUAAGAGUGCAUUUCACUGGAAUGAAUGCCCCUUUUCCAUGGUGAGGCGUUGAUUUAAUACAGUGCUGGUUGGCUUGAUUCAGUUCCACACGGGUGGUUUUUCAUUACAAUUGCGUACCACGCCAAUCAGGGUGACAUGGCAAGGCGGCGCUGAGGGUCAGACACUUCAUCAGCUGCUGAG